Sphaeramia orbicularis (orbiculate cardinalfish) is the source of this 2056-nucleotide messenger RNA. It is a transcript of the gene nop58, whose product is annotated as NOP58 ribonucleoprotein homolog (yeast). Gene Ontology annotation, cellular component: box C/D methylation guide snoRNP complex; small-subunit processome. Bases 114 to 1730 code for a protein of 538 amino acids. The transcript has 15 exons. Gene Ontology annotation, molecular function: snoRNA binding. NCBI's taxonomy places the organism in Eukaryota, Metazoa, Chordata, Actinopteri, Kurtiformes, Apogonidae. The record is from RefSeq and is a predicted model, not a curated record.
CACCGCGUGUAUCUUCAUAGUGGAGGCUGCAGCGUGGUGGCUUUCAGGGAAAAGCAAGCGCUCUCCAUUGAGAGAGCAGACUAAACCCUAAAAGACUGUAAGCUGUCGUCAAGAUGUUGGUUUUAUUUGAAACCGCCGCUGGAUAUGCAAUAUUCAAAGUCCUAGAUGAAUCCAAACUCCAACAAGUCGACAGUCUGUACAAGGACUUUGAAACUCCCGAAAAGGCCAAUAAAGUUGUUAAAUUGAAGCACUUUGAGAAAUUUCAGGACACAACAGAGGCCUUGGCAGCUGCCACUGCUAUUGUUGAGGGGAAAAUUGGCAAGACUUUGAAAAAAGUCCUUAAGAAGGUUGUUGCCAAGGAGGCUCAUGAGCAGCUGGCAAUCAGUGAUGCAAAACUCGGUGGAGUCAUCAAAGAAAAGCUUGAUGUGAGCUGCAUUCACAGCCCUGCAGUGGCUGAACUGAUGAGAUGUAUCAGGAGCCAGAUGGAGGGCCUCAUCACUGGACUCCCUUUCAGGGAAAUCAGUGCCAUGUCACUGGGGUUGGCUCAUAGCUUAUCCCGCUAUAAGCUGAAGUUCAGCCCAGACAAAGUGGACACUAUGAUUGUGCAGGCCAUUUCUCUUCUCGAUGACCUGGAUAAGGAGCUUAAUAACUAUAUCAUGCGCUGCAGAGAGUGGUAUGGCUGGCAUUUCCCUGAGCUGGGAAAAGUAAUCACAGACAACCUGGCCUAUUGCAAAACAGUUCGCAAAAUAGGUGAUCGAACAAAUGUGGCUGGCUCUGAUCUGUCGGACAUUCUACCAGAGGAGAUUGAAGCUGAGGUGAAACUGGCAGCAGAAAUAUCAAUGGGAACAGAAGUGUCAGAACAGGACAUCGGCAACAUUUCUCAUCUUUGUGACCAGGUGAUUGAGAUCACAGAAUACCGUGCCCAGCUGUAUGACUACCUGAAGAACCGGAUGAUGGCAAUCGCUCCAAACCUGACAGUAAUGGUGGGUGAGCUGGUUGGCGCUCGUCUCAUCUCACAUGCAGGUUCCCUUCUGAAUCUGGCAAAGCACCCUGCCUCUACUGUGCAGAUCCUCGGAGCAGAGAAGGCACUUUUCAGAGCCUUGAAGACUCGUAAAGACACACCCAAGUAUGGUCUCAUCUACCACGCCUCUCUAGUGGGCCAGACCACCCCCAAGAACAAGGGCAAGAUCUCCAGAAUGCUGGCAGCUAAAGCAGCACUGGCCAUUCGCUAUGAUGCUCUGGGAGAGGACACAAAUGCAGAGAUGGGAGCAGAGAAUCGCGCCAAGCUGGAGGCCAGACUGCGCCAGCUGGAGGAGAAAGGAAUAAGAAGAAUCAGUGGAACCGGCAAAGCAAUGGCAAAAGCGGACAAAUAUCAACACAAGAGUGAAGUGAGAAUGUAUGAUCCAUCCGGUGAUUCUACAAUCCCCUCCACUUCAAAGAAAAGAAAGUUUGAGGAGGUAGAGGAGGAGGAGGCAGCUGAAGAGCCUGUAACACCAGUCGUCAAAGCUAAAAAGCCAAAGACAGAGCCAGUGACAGAAGAAGCAGAAGAAACAUCAGCUGCAGCAGAAGAAACUCCGAAGAAAAAGAAGAAGAAAAAGAAGGACAAGAAGGCAGAGGAUGCUCCCGAGGAACUAAAGGAGGAAGAGGAGGAGUUGGUAGUAACGGAGUCAUCAGAAAAGAAGAAAAAGAAGAAGAAAAAGAAGAUAAAGGAGGAAGAAGAAGAAGACUGAAGAUUUACAGUGUAUAUACAAUAUAUAUUUUUGUUUUAGGUUUUAUGCUGUUUUAGUUUUGUCCUAUGUGUAUAAUUGAAAAGGGCACCAAUAUGAGUGCCUGUUUCUAGACAUAAAGUCUGAAUCAACUCAUGAUUUACUCUUUUUAUAACUGAAUUUUCUGUCAGAACAGGAGUGAAUAUGUAAAUCUAGUCUUUCUGUUUGAAAUCAACCCUGGUUAAACAGUUUUUGUGUAUGAAAUUCAGGAAAGAUUCUCUGCAUUUCUGUGAGAUAUUUUCAUGUGAACUGCAAAUUUGCCCUGGUAAAAUAAACUUUUUUUUGUUGUA